Sclerotinia borealis F-4128 is the source of this 516-nucleotide messenger RNA. The record is from the annotation of a GenBank genome assembly. Lineage: Eukaryota; Fungi; Ascomycota; Leotiomycetes; Helotiales; Sclerotiniaceae.
AUGCAAUUCUCCACCAUCGCCCUCAUCUCUGCCCUCGCAGCCUCCGUUUCCGCCAACGGAAACCACAGCAUCUCAGCCGUCUGGGUCACCGAUGUCGUUACAUCCUUCACCACCGUCUGUCCCGCUGCCACCACUCUCUCUUUCAACGGUGUAACCUACACUGCUACUGAGAGCGAAACUAUCACGAUUACAAACUGCCCAUGUACAAUCUCUAAGCCGGUUUACACCACGUCUUCUGUUAUCUGUAACACCUGUACCGCCCCCUCCCCAUCAGCUCCCACCGGCUCAGCUCCCGCCUACGGAAACAGUACCACCCCAGCACCCACCACAGCCGCCUCAAGCAGCAACGGAGGAUCCAUCGGAACUACUUCUCUCCCUGUAGUAUCCAGUGCUACCACUGCUAGUCCUUCUGCCUCUACCACACCGCUCAUCGUUUCUAAUGGUGGACAUCGCGCUGUUGUAUUCUCGGGUGCUGGACUUGCUGGUUUGAUUGCUGUUGCUGCUUAUGUUUUGUAG